AUGGACACGGUCGUCGCAGGAGCGCUCGCAGCGUUCACGGUGGAUCUGCUAAUAUACCCCCUCGAUACCCUCAAGACCCGUCUUCAGGCUCCCGACUAUGCUACACGCUUCCCUUCAGGCAGAGGCCUCUACGGCGGUCUCUACCAGGGUGUUGGCAGCGUGAUUAUUGCAACGCUGCCAGCUGCAGGUCUCUUCUUUACAACGUACGAGGAGGCGAAAAGCGCCUUUGCUUCUUCCAGCUCGCCACUUAGCAAUGCACCGCCGGCUCUUUCGCACAUGCUAGCCAGCUCAACAGCCGAACUCGUGUCGUGCCUUGUAUUGACGCCGGCAGAGAUCAUCAAGCAGCGAGCACAAGUCGUUAACAAGCAGCGAGAUCGAGGCGGAGCUUCUACGAGCAGCCGUACUUCUUCAAGCUGUCCAGCGACCACAGCAGCCGGCGCGGCAAAGGAAGUGUUGCAAAAAGCGCAGCCAGGCGAGUCGAAGGCACAGCUAGCCAAGCAGACGGUUGUUCAUGCAGCCGACAAGGUGACCAAGCAGGCUCCUCCGGGCAGUGCUGCGUCGACAGCACGGAACGUGGCUCUGGACGCUCAGGAAAAGUUGCAACAAGUGAGCUCGCAACGUCCCAACAGAUCUACAUUAGCACCGAUAGCGUCAACGUUCGGACGCUCUUACCUAGCUCUGGCGGGUCGCAACUUGCCUUUUACAGCGCUUCAAUUCCCGAUAUACGAGUCGUUGAGAGAACGGUUUGGCGAGUGGGCGGGGCUCAAAGCUGGAACGCACAAGGAAGACGGCGGUGUCGAAGACGUUCGAUCGUCCGAAGAUUUCAGGCGCAAAGCGGCAAGGGACGAGACCAGUGUAGCUGCCGAAUUUGGGAAGGCAGGACUCGUGGCUGGUGGUUCAGCGGCGAUAGCGGGAUCUUUUGCAGCAGUGGUCACGACACCCAUCGAUGUGGCCAAAACGAGGAUCAUGCUGGAUACCGGCUCAGACGCAGCAAGGAAGUCGUUGGGGGUAGUAGCGACAAUGAAAGAGAUUGCGGUCAAGGAAGGGUGGAAGGCACUCAUGAAAGGCGGCGCGCUGCGGGGCGCGUGGACAGCGUUAGGUGCAGGCGUGUAUCUAGGCAGUUACGAAGCUGGUCGUUUGUGGUGGAGAGACAGACAGCAGAGGUCGAAGAAUGCAUGA
Molecule: messenger RNA, 1179 nt
Organism: Pseudozyma hubeiensis SY62
Lineage: Eukaryota; Fungi; Basidiomycota; Ustilaginomycetes; Ustilaginales; Ustilaginaceae
Exons: 1
Coding region: 1-1179 (392 amino acids)
Cellular component (GO): mitochondrial inner membrane
Molecular function (GO): S-adenosyl-L-methionine transmembrane transporter activity
Source: RefSeq, a predicted model, not a curated record